Messenger RNA from Fusarium sp. VM40, 1605 nucleotides. NCBI's taxonomy places the organism in Eukaryota, Fungi, Ascomycota, Sordariomycetes, Hypocreales, Nectriaceae. The record is from the annotation of a GenBank genome assembly.
AUGCCUCUCUUCUCAUCCCCCAAGAGGGACUUGAGUGAAGAGCGCGGCGAAAGGCGACCGAACGGCGCAAAUGGCGCUGCCUAUGAUCCCCAAGAUGGUGAACGAGCUAUUCCAGAUGAGCAUACUCGGCUGCUCCCAAAUCGCGUCGAUUCGACUCAGGCCGGUUAUCUUGCCCCCGAUGAUCCCGCAGUCUCUCCCUACAAUCUAUGGAGCAUUCGCGCUCUGCGAUACUUGACCAUUGCCUUUACAUUGAUAACUCUCGUCUGGUGGAUCCUGCUUCUUGUGUCUACCUUCGUGACGCCACCUGGUAUCGGAACUCGCGGUAGUCCCUGGUUCGCCUUUGGCUUCGCAACAUGGACGCUCGUGAACCUCACCUUUACUCUUCUGUUCUUUGAGGUACCAUCAAAGUCCGUAAGAAUUUUGGCCAUCUUCCUGUCGGGUAUUAUCCUCCUUGAUGUGGUUCUCAUCUUGUCUGUGCAAAAGACUCGAUAUGAGGAGAGCUGGGUUGGCGCCACUAGUGUCAUCUGGGCUCUGCUCACCAGCCUCUGGACUCUGUUGGUUGAUCGCACCGUGAAAUGGGGCAAGGCCGAGGAAGAGCAGCGAUUGACCGGCCGAGCUGAGACCCGAAGAACUCUUUUCGAGUGGUCCGAGGUGAUGAUCUCAACUGUUGCCUAUGCCAUCAUGUCAGUAGCUGUGUUCCUCAUCACAUUGACCAUUAUCCUCCGAGCCCUCGACGCAGGUGUGUCACACCCAGGAAAGCUGCACUUGGUCGACAACGGCAAAUACCGCAUUCACGUUUACUGCCACGGCAACAAGACCGAUUCCAAGGGUAACGAGCUGCCUACCGUUCUGUUCGAGGCUGGCGAGCGAACUGUCGAAUACGAAUUUUGGAACUUUGCCGACAACGCCGUCAAGAAUGGAUCCAUCUCACGAUAUUGCUUUGCCGACCGUCCUGGCUACGGCUGGUCAGACAAUGCACCAUCACCUUCAUCAGCAGGCUUCGUAGUCGACACACUCAGCGAGGCUCUUGCCAGCGCUGGUGAGAGCGGACCUUGGAUUCUUGCAAGUGCUGGCAUUGGAUCGAUCUAUUCGAGAGUCUUUUCGGCCCGCCAUGGAGAUCAUGUCAAAGGUCUGCUCCUCGUCGAUCCCCUUCAUGAGGAUCUCCUCGACGAAGUCGCAUCGCCCGGUCGCGGAUUCAUUCUUUGGCUCUGGGGCGUUAUUUCUCCACUCGGCUUGGACCGACUGCCUGGUGCUGUCUUUCGCGGACGAACAAGCCGAGACCGAGUUUACGGACGAUCAGCUCAACAAAAUGGCAAGUUCAUCUUUGCCAAGUUGCAGGAAAGCCUCGUGGCCGGCUCCUUCACCCGACGAGAUGCGCAGACCAGCCGUCAAAUCCAGGACAAGGAUACCCCGCUUGUUGUCAUCAGCUCCGGAAAGCACAUCAAAGAUAGCCAUACAUGGGAGAAGAAGCAGCGCGACUUGACGAAGCUGACCAAGAACUUGAAGAGCUGGGACAUUGUCGACGGGGCGCCUCACGAGGUCUGGAAUACCCUUGAAGGCCGACAGAAGAUUGAGAAGAGACUCAAAGAGUUGGUGCAUGCUUGA